AUGGCUACUUCUUCGCCCGAAAUCACCAAUCGCCUCAAGAAGCUCUACGCGGACUAUCGCAACACGGCCGACAUCGAUGCCCGGGGCCGCUUCUUUGCCGCCGACUGCCGCCAGAUCUGCCGGCCGAAGCCCACCUAUGCGGCCCAAAAUCGGGCGACCAUCGUGCGCUACCUCCACGAGUCGUCUGGUCUGAGCAUCAACGGCGCCUCUGUCACGGAGGAAGAGGCGAGCAAGAAGAAGAAGAGCUUUGCCACCAUUCGACCUCUGCGGCCCGAGGAGUUUGACUUUGGGAAUGACGAGCUGGUCCAGCAUGCAGGCUUUGCAACCGUGGACGACCUGAAACGACACGCCGAGCAACGCGGCUGGGUGGGCAUGCAUGUCGACUUGUGGGAGGAGGAGGAGGACGGGGAGAAAACUGCCGACGGAUUGUCGCAGGGAACCUUGAUCAAAGUCCAGUACUGGUGGGCAAGAGACCAGAGCAAGGACGCAGCGGAUGGCGACUGGAUUCAAGUCUUCCACGACAUCAUGUACAUUGGGCCAUUGGACGGCACGCAGGGCCUUGACAGCGAACUCAUUAAGUAA
Messenger RNA from Sporothrix brasiliensis 5110, 582 nucleotides. RefSeq lists its product as uncharacterized. The coding region runs from base 1 to 582 and encodes 193 amino acids. The record is from RefSeq and is a predicted model, not a curated record. NCBI's taxonomy places the organism in Eukaryota, Fungi, Ascomycota, Sordariomycetes, Ophiostomatales, Ophiostomataceae. The transcript has a single exon.